Sceloporus undulatus (fence lizard) is the source of this 1723-nucleotide messenger RNA. Its product is annotated as procathepsin L-like. Gene Ontology annotation, molecular function: cysteine-type endopeptidase activity. The record is from RefSeq and is a predicted model, not a curated record. The transcript has 8 exons. Gene Ontology annotation, biological process: immune response. Gene Ontology annotation, cellular component: lysosome. NCBI's taxonomy places the organism in Eukaryota, Metazoa, Chordata, Lepidosauria, Squamata, Phrynosomatidae. The coding region runs from base 257 to 1435 and encodes 392 amino acids.
UGGUGCCAAACUGGAUCAUUUCUCCAGUGCGGGCGCAGCUUCUAGUCCUCAUGGUCCGCAACAGAGGGCAAAUCAUGCUUCUUAGUCCUUUGUUGAGGACCAUGAAGACUAGAAGCUUUACGGGAAGAAGUGUAAUGCACCCACUUUGCAGAGGGAAAGGUUCAACCCUCAAGUAAGGCCAGUUAAAAAGCCCUCUCUGAAGCCCAGGAUAGCCUAGUAGUCAGUGCAGGCAAAAUGGGGCCUGGACUGAUGAAAGAUGGCUUCUUGGCUUGCAAGGGGAAGAAGAGCCGUAGCUUUGGUGGGAGAGCAGCUCCAGUCCCGGGUUCAAAUCCCUGCCUCUUCAGUUGAAAAAGUGAAUCCAGGUCCCUGGGGUGAGGAAGAUGACUGCUUGAAGAACACAGUUACAGACGAAGAUAUGGGUCUCUUCUUCGUGGCGGUUGUGACCAUGUUGGUCUUCCGGAGAGGCUCCUCUGCCACGUCGGAUCAGGCCUUGGAGGGAGCAUGGAAAGGGUGGAAAGAAGUCCACAGCAAGGAGUAUCUUGAGGAGGAAGAGGUCUUCCGUCGGGCGGUGUGGGAGAAGAACCUGCGGAGAAUCGAGCAACAUAACCUGGAGGCCUCUCUGGGCAAACACAGUUUCCAGCUGGCUAUGAACCACUUGGGCGACUUGACGGAUGUAGAGUUUAACCAGAUGCUCAAUGGCUUCCAUCUUGAUCCAGUCCAAAGACACAGCAAAGAAGUUGCUCUAUUCCAAGGAUCGACCGAUCAGGAUGUUCCCAAAGAAGUGGAUUGGCGCACCAAAGGUUACGUCACCCCAGUGAAAAACCAGGGCCAUUGCGGUGCAUGCUGGGCGUUCAGCGCCACCGGUGCAUUGGAAGGAUUGCUGUUUAAGAAGACUGGGAAACUGGUUGCGCUGAGUGAACAAAACCUCAUCGACUGCUCCUGGAAGCUGGGCAACCACGGCUGUCGGGGAGGAUAUAUCACCCGGGCCUUUGAGUAUGUGCGGGAUAACGGAGGCAUCAACUCGGAGCAGGACUAUCCCUACCUGGAAAAGGAGGAAUCGGGGUGCCGCUACAAUGCUCAGGUGCGCGCGGGGAACUGUACAUCCCUGGUGCAAGUCCAAGCGGGGAGUGAAAAGGCCCUGGAGCAAGCCGUGGCAGCGGUGGGGCCAGUUUCAGUGGCUGUCGAUGCCAGGAGCUUCUUGUUCCAUUUCUAUAAAUCUGGAGUUUUUGCCAGCAGUUGGUGCAGCCAUUUCGUGAACCAUGCCAUGCUGGCGGUUGGCUAUGGUACGGUCCAGGAAGGUGGGACAAACACGGACUAUUGGAUCCUGAAAAACAGCUGGACGGAGAACUGGGGUGAACAAGGUUACAUGCGAUUGGUGAAAGGGGUCGACAAUCACUGUGGGGUGGCCAACCAAGCCAGUUAUCCCACCCUGUGACUGCGGAAAGGCGAAGACGAGAUCCCCUUUUCCAAAACCUUCUCUGCUUCGGAUGGCCAAGAUGUCGAACGGCCAAGUUGAAACGUUGCUGCCUUCCCCAAAAACCACAGUUUGCAAGACUGUGGGACGAUCCACUGCCAGGGCAACGAUUCUGCCAUUUUUUGCACACUUUCAAAAUGGCAGCCAUGGUCGCCGUAGUCAAAGAUGUUCAACUGCUUGGAAAAAAAUGCUAUUAUCUAUAUCUAUAUAUCUAUAUCUAUGCAUCAUAAAAAUAAAGAUCCUGCAAAG